Strongylus vulgaris is the source of this 191-nucleotide messenger RNA. The record is from the annotation of a GenBank genome assembly. NCBI's taxonomy places the organism in Eukaryota, Metazoa, Nematoda, Chromadorea, Rhabditida, Strongylidae.
AUGGAACACUUCCAUCUUGUGAAGGAUAAGCUUGGAAAAACGUUAGGAAGUCCACAGGAAAUAAUAGAGAGAUGGCGAACGUACUUCGAAGAAAUGUCGUCUAUUGCCAGCAUUGGCACAGCCAUCCCACCAGCUGAACCUGCGGAAGGACAGUACCACACACAGCAGAGGAAGUAUGGCUUGCUAUAGCA